Manis javanica (Malayan pangolin) is the source of this 2525-nucleotide messenger RNA. The record is from RefSeq and is a predicted model, not a curated record. Lineage: Eukaryota; Metazoa; Chordata; Mammalia; Pholidota; Manidae.
UCAAACAGACUCCCCAGCCUGCAGACACCUGUGCUGAGGAGGGUGAGGCAGGCAGCAGCCUGGACGCAGGUCCCUGGGUGCUUCCCGCCUCUCCUUCCACAGCCAGCUCCACAGCCCUGGCAGAGCCCUGGCCAAGCCAUGCCCCGCGCUGGAUUCUGCAGCUGCUGGGGCCGCCGGGUGCUGCCCCUGCUGAUGGCCUACGUUUGCUACCUGCUGCUUGGUGCCACCAUCUUCCAGCUGCUGGAGAAGCAGGCAGAGACUCAGUCCAAGGACCAGUUUCAGUUUGAGAAGCUGCGCUUCCUGGAGAACUACACCUGCCUGGACCCAAGAGCUCUGGAGCAGUUUGUGCAGGUCAUCAUGGAAGCCUGGGUGAAGGGUGUGAACCCCAAGGGCAACUCCACCAACCCCAGCAACUGGGACUUCGGCAGCAGUUUCUUCUUUGCAGGCACAGUCGUCACCACCAUAGGAUAUGGUAACCUGGCACCCAGCACGGAGGCAGGCCAGGUCUUCUGUGUCUUCUAUGCCCUGGUGGGCAUCCCACUCAACGUGAUGUUUCUCAACCACCUGGGCACAGGGCUGCGUUCCCACCUGGCCACCCUCAACAGGUGGGAGGACCAGCCCAGGCGCUCCCAGCUGCUGCAGAUCCUGGGCCUGGCUCUGUUCCUGACCCUGGGGACCUUGGUCAUUCUCAUCUUCCCACCCAUGGUCUUCAGCCAUGUGGAGGGCUGGAGCCUCGGUGAGGGCUUCUACUUUGCCUUCAUCACUCUCAGCACUAUCGGCUUUGGGGACUAUGUGAUCGGCAUGGACCCCAGCAAGCAUUACAUCUCUGUGUACCGGAGCCUGGCAGCCAUCUGGAUCUUCCUGGGCCUGGCGUGGCUGGCGCUGGUUUUCCCACUAGGCCCCCUGCUUCUGCACAGGUGCUCCCAGCUCUGGCUGCUCAGCAGGGGUCUCAGCCUCAAGGAAGGGGGAGCCCCUGAGACCAAUGGCCCCCCCAGGCCCCAGAAGAUCCCCAUCUCUGCAUGAGGCCCCGUGGCCCCAGGAGCCCCUCCCACUCCCCCCACUACCCAAUACACCAUUUGGACUUCCUGCUCCGCCACCUCCUCUCCCAACCCACUCACUUCCCAACCAGGGCUGGUUUCAAGGAACUCCCCAGAUAAAGCACAGAGACAGGAGUGUCCAAGAAAACAACAGAAAGGAGAUGUCGAGGCAGGAUCAAAGAGAUGUGUGUGGAGUAAGAUGUACACUGCUGUCCCAAAACCCCUUUCUCAAAAGUGACCUGGAAAAGCUGAAUCCAGACGUGGAUCACUGUAGCCAAAUCUCCAUGCCCUCCCUGCGUCUCCCUCCCAGGAGACCUUAUCCAGGACAGCAAACAAAGGGUGAUUUUAUUGUUGCCUCAUUUGAUACAUGCACAGUGUGCAUUUGUCAGGCUGCCAUGUGUCAGGCGCCCAAGAUAUGACAGUGGAAGUUCCUGCCCUCCAUGUACAUUGAGUCAAAUGGAAGGACUUGGCAAACAGAGGGGCAACACUGACCCAGUGCCCAAAAUCCUAUGAUGGCAGGGCACACCAGGUAUGACAAGAGCCCCUGGGAAUGGCUGGGCAGGGACUGUGCAGCAGCUACGUGCAAACAGGAUAUGUGCCCUCAGUGCAGCUGUCUCUCAAAGCCAUGGCGCCAGUUUCCCUUGCCUAGAGGUCUAGAGCUGUCCAAAGACAAAGCUUAGGAGCUUGUGGGUGUCCCAUCCACUUUCCUGGGCAUGGCUUCCCCUGACCCCUCAAGGACACCUUUCGACAUCACUACCCUCCUCUGGACUUCUGUCUUCUUAAGACCCUUUCUGGACACUCCCUGGGAAGAUCACAGCAAAAUUCCAGGAAAUGAGCUCUGUAGAGGCCUGGUCUCCCUUGGGAAUGCAUUCUGCAGCCCUGGCCUUCCUCCUGCCGGAUGGGACAUCUCUGGCCAGAAGGAGAGGAGAGAUUUAAAUCAGCCCAUCCCAAGGCCCAGCUUCACCAAUGACUGCAAAACUCAGCCCCUACCUCUCCCAGCAAGGCAGGCCCACAAGUGCCAGGGGACCUCUGGACAAGACUGAGAGAAGACUAUGAAGCAGAGGCAGUGCCAGAUGGGACACCCAGGGAAGGAGCUACACCAGCUAGAGUUUACACACCAGGACUUCCUGAUAUGGAGGAGAGGCCUGGGAAACUGAGGUCUCCCAGACACUCCUUAGAUACCCUGGACCCUUCCUCCACUCUGGGUGUGGGAGGGAGUUAAGGGGGCCUCUUCAGAAGCAGGGAAUGAACAAGCCCACUAGUCAAGGCUUCCCUUGCCUCCCAAGCUCAUGGACAAGGGGUGAUCAGCUGGGGUUCCUCAUCUUUGGGGACACAAAGGAAAGGGUGGUUGAGUAAAAGGCCCAAGGAGGACUCGCAUCAAGUCCUUGGCAAUAGUCUCAAGGUCUAAGUACUUAAGCAGGGGCCCUAAGACAAUAAACUUGGCUUCUGCUUUCUCUUCCUGUUGAGUGCGGUCUCCAGGAGCCCCUC